Molecule: messenger RNA, 670 nt
Organism: Phyllostomus discolor (pale spear-nosed bat)
Lineage: Eukaryota; Metazoa; Chordata; Mammalia; Chiroptera; Phyllostomidae
Product: serine/arginine repetitive matrix protein 1-like
Exons: 2
Coding region: 58-555 (165 amino acids)
Source: RefSeq, a predicted model, not a curated record
UAUUCACAAGCCCACUUAAUUCCACGUUCUGACAUUGUGUACUUCUUGAAGCGAGUUAUGUCAAGCAGGAAGCUGGCGGCGGCGGCUCCUCCUCCAGCUCCUGCUUCUCCUCCCCGUCCGGACCUCGGCGCCCGGCGGCGGCGGCGGCGGCGGCGGCGACUCCCGAGCAGCCCGCGGCGACGAGCCGAGCCCGGCCCCUCUCCGCCUCCCCCCGCGCCGCCUCCGCCCUCUCCUCUCAGUCAGGACAUGGUCUCCGCGGGCCCGCGCGCGGCUCCCGGCUGCCGGGGGCGGGGGCGGAGGGGCGGGGAGCGGGCGCGGAGGCGCGGGGGCGUCUGGGGGUCGGGGGACAGAAGACGAGGGACGACCUCGGGCGCUGCGGGAUCGCAAUGGCGGCGGCGAGCGGCCCCGGAGCCAAAUCAGCCCCACGGCGAGCAGCGCGACGUCAAGGCGGGACCCCGGCGCUCGCCGCACUAUCAUUGGUCCGGAGGCCGUGGCGGCGCAGCCAAUGGGCGGCCGCUUCUUUCCGGGCGCAGGAGGCGGGCCGCGGAACGGUGACGUCAAGCCGGCGCCCGGCCCCGAUUGUGAGGCGGUCGGGGAGCGGGGGGCUUACGGACCCCGGCGGCUUGCGGGGCACGCCGGAAGGGCGCGGGCCGGGGGACACGCAGACCGU